AGGAUGAUGGUGAUGGUGAUGAUGGUGAUGAUGAUGGUGAUGGUUAUGGUGAUGAUGAUGAUGAUUAUAAUGGUGAUAUUAAGUUUAAAUCUUGUCCGAUGUGUUUACCCCUUUAUUAAUACUGUUGUCGCUGGUUGCCUUGGUAACCAGAGACACACCUUUAUGUGCAUCGUGGCUCAUGUUGCUGUGGUAACCCAGAUGUCUUUUCAGCUCUGGCAUUGGAGUUGCCUUUCCUGCAGACAAGACUGAGGGCGAGUGAGCUCACAGUGGAGCAGCUGAGGAGGAAGAGUGCAGUGCUGGCAGUCAGAGUGUGUAACACUGAGGGCCUGAUGAAGGAGCUGAGGAGGCAGAGCUCAGCCUUUGCCUCCAACAGUUCGUCUGGGUCUGAGGUGUCUGAGCGUCAGGAGGAGCUGAAUUCAAACACACCAGAUCAGAAGGAGAGACGGACUGAAGGUCAACAACUGAACAACCUGCCGACACAAAGUACAGGUAACACAGGUAACCUGUCGCGAUGCAGUCACUGACAUCGGGCAACACAGGUAAUCUUUAAUUGUUCUUUCAUUGUUAUAUAGGGUAUAUAUAUAUAUCUAUGUUCUUUCAUUGUUUUCUUUUAAAUCAGAAUUCUAAAUAAAGUCAAACCUGAUUUCAGUCCAGCAGGGGGCGCUGUCUGCGAUGACUUCGAGACUGAACAUCAGUGAGAAGCAGCUCGACCUGCUGUGGACUCAGAACACAGUCCAGCAGGGGGCGCUGUCUGCGGUGACUUUGAGACUGAACAUCAGUGAGGAGCAGCUAGACCUGCUGCGGACUCAGAACACAGAGCUGCAGGUCGGACUCCGAGCUUUAGAGGUCACAGUGAACCAGCUGCAGACUGAACGUGAAGUCCAGCAGGGGGCGCUGUCUGCGGUGACUUCGAGACUGAACAUCAGUGAGAAGCAGCUCGACCUGCUGUGGACUCAGAACACAGUCCAGCAGGGGGCGCUGUCUGCGAUGACUUCGAGACUGAACAUCAGUGAGAAGCAGCUUGACCUGCUGCAGACUCAGAACACAGUCCAGCAGGGGGCGCUGUCUGCGGUGACUUUGAGACUGAACAUCAGUGAGGAGCAGCUCGACCUGCUGCGGACUCAGAACACAGAGCUGCAGGUCGGACUCCGAGCUUUAGAGGUCACAGUGAACCAGCUGCAGACUGAACGUGAAGUCCAGCAGGGGGCGCUGUCUGCGAUGACUUCAAGACUGAACAUCAGUGAGGAGCAGUUUGACCUGCUGCGGACUCAGAACACAGUCCAGCAGGGGGCGCUGUCUGCGAUGACUUUGAGACUGAACAUCAGUGAGGAGCAGCUCGACCUGCUGUGGACUCAGAACACAGUCCAGCAGGGGGCGCUGUCUGCGAUGACUUUGAGACUGAACAUCAGUGAGGAGCAGCUCGACCUGCUGUGGACUCAGAACACAGCUCAGACCACUCUGCUGACUGGACUUUCUUCCAGACUGGAAGCUGCAGAGAACCAGAGCUCCGAGCUGGAGGUCAGACUGAGAGUCAGCGAGAAACAGCUGGAAGACCUGAAGACUGAAAACACAGAGCUGGAGGUCAGACUGAGAGUCAGAGAGAAACAGCUGGAAGACCUGAAGACUGAAAUCACAGCUUUGGGUGUCAGACUGAAUGAAUCCUUCAGUGGUCUUUCUCUCACAAACACAACUGCAGAUGACCAGAAGGUGGCGUUCUCAGCGGGUCUGACUGAUUCAGGACCAGUCGGACCGUUUGAUGAGGAGAGGACUCUGAUCUUCUCCAAAGUCAUCACAGACAUCGGCAAUGCAUACAACCAGACAACAGGUGUGUUCAGGGCUCCUGUCAGAGGACUGUAUUUCUUCAGCUUCACGGCAGCAGAUUACCAGAAAGGUUACAUGGGUCUCCACCUGUACAGGAACAAUCUACCAAUCAUUUUCAACCUGGACCUGAACGACCAUGGCGGCUACGCCUCCACAUCUAACGGUGUGGCACUGCAACUGGAGGCGGGUGACGAGGUCCGCCUCAGUCUGCCAGCCAGCUACCGACUCUACGAUGACGUCCGAAACUUCAGCGUGUUCUCGGGCUUCCUGCUGUUCGCCAUCUGAACGGUCCAAAGACGAGAGUAGGAGUGAGAGGUGAACAGACACAUGUAGCCGCUUUAGGAGAAGUCGAGAAGAAAGAACAGGAAAAACAGAACUUAAAACAAGUCUGAAGAUUUAUUCAACUUGACCUGAAAACAUAAAAAUAUUUGGAGCUGAACUUGACCUUUCCAUUACAACUAUUAAACCAAAGACCCUCUACAGUGUUCCUCUAACAUGUAAAAAAUGAACAUAAUCAUUCACAGUCUGUAACAGCUCAACAUAAUAAAUACAAACUGUCACCUGAACGCAU
Messenger RNA from Labrus bergylta (ballan wrasse), 2392 nucleotides. NCBI's taxonomy places the organism in Eukaryota, Metazoa, Chordata, Actinopteri, Labriformes, Labridae. The record is from RefSeq and is a predicted model, not a curated record.